CAUUUCUAUUGACAAAUGAUACUCACGAGUACUGUCAGCCCAUCGUUGAAAAUUGGCCUCCAAUUUCUCGGGAUGUGGCCGAAUGUAGCGCAUUCUACCGUUUAUUGGUUGAGUGUUAUGUUGAGUAUACUGAUUAUGCAAUGUUUUCAAUAUUUGUAUAUAUUUAAACAUUUAAAAGUCAGCGAACUCUUGAAUCUCGUUGAUAGUUUGACUGUAGCUAUGGACUACAGUUUGACGAUGUUUAAAUUAAUUUGCCUGUGGAUAAAUCGUCGAGUCUUUCAUCAAAUUUUGACUGCUAUGGAUGAUGAUUGGCACGAAUGUAUCAAUAAUGAUCAGCAUUUGUAUAUAAUGACAGUCAAAGCUAAUAUAUCGCAUUUUUGCUUUAACGCUUUAUUGAGCUUUAAUGCGAUUGCUACGAUACUUUACUUUUUAGGCGAUUACAUAGUUCGUUUUAUGUUUCUAAAUGAAGAAUAUAAUGAUACUUUACGGCAACUUCCUGUAAAAAUACAACUUCCCUUUGAUAUCCAACAAUCACCGAUUUUUGAGUUUCUUGCUUUAACAACUAUUUCACAUGUAAUGUUACAUGCAAGCAUUGUCGCUAUUUUAAAUGGAUUGAUCUUUACUUUGGUACUUCAUGUAAGCGGACAAAUUGACAUAAUAUGCCAAGAGCUUAAAAAUAUUUCUGAGAAUAUUCUUUAUAAAUCUUCCAUGUUCUCACUUGGAAUGUUAAUUGAGAGGCACAACAAAGUUAUUUUAUUUUCUGAAAAUAUGGAGAAGUUUUUCUCUUUUUUUGCUUUGAUGCAAGUUGUUUGGAAUACAUUAGUUAUUUCUUCUAUAGGAUUUGUUUUUAUUAUUUUUAUGCAUAGCGAAACUGGUAUUUUCAUAUUAAUCAAAACUAUCUUUGCUUAUAUUGGAAUAAUGAUUGAGGCCUUCAUUAUUUGUUUUGCUGGAGAAUAUCUUAGCCUCAAGGGUAACUUAAUUGCAAGUGCAACAUAUGAAAUAUUAUGGUAUGAUAUGCCGCCAAAUCAGAGCAAAAUAAUAAUGUUUGUAAUAAUGAGAUCUCAAAAGCAAUUGAGGAUCACGGCAGGAAAAAUGAUGGAUAUGUCAAUUGAAACUUUUGCGAGUAUUAUAAAAGCAUCAGCAUCAUAUUUAUCCGUCUUAAAUGCUAUAUAUUGAUUUUCAACAAAAGCACGAUAUUCAUUUACUGAUUUCGUAGAGAGUUAGUAAUGUGAAACAAAUAAAUUAGAACAUUUUGUUGAUGAAUAAUUAAAUUAUUAUAAGCUAAGAACUAAUCAUUAAAACUUUGUAUAUAGAUUUAUAGAAUAGUAAAUUUUUAAAUAAAUA
Molecule: messenger RNA, 1344 nt
Organism: Pogonomyrmex barbatus (red harvester ant)
Lineage: Eukaryota; Metazoa; Arthropoda; Insecta; Hymenoptera; Formicidae
Product: odorant receptor 13a-like
Biological process (GO): sensory perception of smell; detection of chemical stimulus involved in sensory perception of smell
Cellular component (GO): plasma membrane
Molecular function (GO): olfactory receptor activity; odorant binding
Source: RefSeq, a predicted model, not a curated record